Molecule: messenger RNA, 4781 nt
Organism: Centrocercus urophasianus (Greater sage-grouse)
Lineage: Eukaryota; Metazoa; Chordata; Aves; Galliformes; Phasianidae
Gene: ANO6
Product: anoctamin 6
Exons: 20
Coding region: 1-2742 (913 amino acids)
Biological process (GO): calcium activated phosphatidylcholine scrambling; calcium activated phosphatidylserine scrambling; chloride transmembrane transport
Cellular component (GO): plasma membrane
Molecular function (GO): protein dimerization activity; chloride channel activity
Source: RefSeq, a predicted model, not a curated record
AUGCAGGCGGAAAACCCCGACGUGCUGCUGGACCUGGAAGAGGAGGAGGAGGAGGAGGGGGACGAAGAGGUGGACGAAGAGGAUGGGGAGAGCGUCUUGGAAUUGAACCAAGUGAUUAUUCCCACUUACGGAACCGUGCCAGAUCAGCAAAACCUUCAUGCUCCAGAAUGGGCUGAUUUUGAUAAUAAGCCUGAUUCCUUGUUCUUCAGCGAUGGGCAGCGAAGAAUUGACUUUGUUUUGGUAUAUGAAGAUGAAACAAAAAUGACUCAUAAGAGGAGUAAUCAUAAAAAACAAAAGAGGAAGAGACAAGUAUAUGAAUCAAACCUGAUAAACAACGGCUUGCAACUUGAAGCAACACGAUCGGUUUUGGAUGAAAAAACUAUUUUUGUGAAAGUGCAUGCACCUUGGGAAGUGCUAUGCACAUAUGCUGAGGUCAUGCACAUCAAAUUGCCUCUGCAGCCCAACGACCUGAAAACUCGGGAGUCAGCUUUCAACUGGUUUACUAGACUCUUCAGCGUGGAUGAAAAUAUUAUCAAACCUGAGCAAGAGUUUUUCACUGCUCCUUUUAAAAGGGAACAUUUAUCCAACUUUUAUAUUCAAGACAAAGACACAUUUUUCAAUCCAGCAACAAGAAGCCGAAUCGUUCAUUUUAUCCUAUCCCGUGUGAAAUACGCGACCAAACAGAAUGUAAAGAAGUUUGGCAUUAAUAAGUUACUGGACACUGGAAUCUACAAAGCAGCAUUUCCCCUUCAUGACUCUAGUUUUGGGCACCUGUCAACUGAUCCUGACUGCCCAAGUGAACGUUAUCUUCUCUACAGAGAAUGGGCUCACCCUAAAAACAUUUUGAAACUGCAACCCCUGGAUUUCAUCAGGAAAUACUACGGAGAGAAAAUUGGAAUCUAUUUUGCAUGGCUGGGCUUUUAUACUAAUAUGCUGAUCGUGGCUGCAGUUGUAGGAGUUGGCUGCUUUCUGUAUGGAUUCUUCAUGAAGGAUAACUGCACAUGGAGCCAAGAAGUAUGUGAUCCCAACAUAGGAGGUAAUAUCAUAAUGUGCCCUCAGUGUGAUAAAGUAUGUACCUACUGGAACCUCACCAUCACUUGUGAAUCAUCCAAGAAACUCUGUAUAUUUGAUAGCUUUGGAACACUGGUGUUUGCAGUGUUUAUGGGAAUUUGGGUUACAUUGUUUUUGGAGUUUUGGAAGAGAAGGCAGGCUGAGCUGGAGUAUGAAUGGGACACAGUGGAGUACUUAGAGCAAGAAGAACAAAUUCGCCCAGAAUAUGAAGCUCAGUGCACUCAUGUAGUAGUGAAUGAAAUCACACAGCAAGAAGAACAUGUGCCAUACACUGCCUGUGGGAAGUGCGUGCGUAUAACUUUAUGUACAAGUGCAGUCUUCUUCUGGAUUCUUUUGAUUAUUGCUUCGGUUAUUGGAAUCAUUGUAUACAGACUCUCUGUUUUCCUGGUGUUUUCUGCCACAUUGCCACGGCACAUUAAUGGCACACAAGCAAUCCGCAAGUACCUGACUCCACAGACAGCCACCUCAGUAACAGCUUCAAUCAUCAGCUUUAUCAUCAUUAUGGUUCUGAACAUCGUUUAUGAAAAAGUAGCAAUCCUCAUUACCGACUUUGAGCUUCCAAGGACACAAACCGAAUACGAAAACAGUUUGACCACAAAGAUGUUCUUGUUCCAGUUUGUCAACUACUAUUCUUCAUGCUUCUACAUAGCUUUCUUUAAGGGUAAAUUUGUAGGUUACCCUGGAAAUCCAGUUUAUUGGCUAGGAAAGUAUCGCAAUGAAGAGUGUGAUCCAGGUGGAUGUCUCCUUGAACUCACAACUCAGCUUGCCAUCAUAGUAGGAGGUAAAGCAAUAUGGAAUAACAUUCAAGAAGUGCUUCUUCCUUGGGUUAAGAAUCUAAUUGGAAGAUACUGUGCAGAUGCUAGAUCAGAAAAGAUUGUUCCACGCUGGGAACAGGACUAUCAUCUGCAGCCCAUUGGAAAACUUGGAUUGUUUUAUGAGUAUCUUGAGAUGGUUAUACAGUUUGGCUUUGUCACCCUGUUUGUGGCAUCAUUCCCCCUGGCUCCUCUUCUGGCUCUUAUCAACAACAUGUUGGAAAUCAGGUUGGAUGCGUGGAAGCUGACAACCCAGUUCAGGCGCAUGGUUCCGCAGAAGGCACAAGACAUCGGUGCGUGGCAGCCCAUCAUGCAAGGCAUAGCCAUUCUGGCUGUGGUGACCAAUGCCAUGAUAAUUGCUUUUACAUCUGACAUGAUUCCUCGUCUGGUUUAUUACUGGUCCUUUUCAGUCCCUCCUUAUGGGAGCCACAGCAGUUACACCAUGAAGGGGUAUAUAAACAAUACACUCUCUGUCUUCAAUAUAUCAGACUUCAAGAAUGCAAGCAAGCCAUUUUCCCCCUGGUUUGGGAACCACACGACAUGCAGGUACCGUGACUUCCGCUACCCUCCUGGGCACCAGCAUCAGUAUGAGCAUAACAUAUACUACUGGCACGUCAUCGCAGCCAAGCUGGCUUUCAUCAUUGUCAUGGAGCAUGUCAUCUACUUUGUGAAGUUUAUUAUUUCCUACAUAAUCCCGGAUGUGUCACAAGAGACCAAGAGCAAGGUCAAACGAGAGAAGUACCUGACACAGAAAAUCUUGCACGAGAACGACCUCAAAGUUGUGAAAAAAACCAUAGGGAAAAUCGCCGACAAAAUUAUUGAAGGAGUAGACAGCACUUUCCGGCCUAAAACUGAAUAAGGACUUUUUUCUAUAUGGAGGAACAGUUUUUAACCAGCUAGUGCCUGCCCAGGCAUUACCAAUAGUUAACCAAACGCUUUGGAUGAAUUUGCCUUACUAAACAUGGUUUCUUGCAGCUGUCACCUGCUCUGUUGCCUGUUUCUCUUAGGCAAAAGCAACCACUGAGACUCAGUUUACAAUCACCCAUUUUUUAAACCAGCUUUAUUAGGACACAUUUUAACAUGUGAAGGUAAAAAUUAUCGUUUUAAAACGAUGCUGAUUAACUCUGAAAUAUACAGAGUGCUUUCCUUUUUAUUUAGGUAUAAGCUAGUAGGAACUUGAAUAAAACUUUAAUAACAAGAAUUACUUGUUAUAAGAACACCACCACUUUCUGUGAAGGAGCUUCAAUUACUUGGUGAUGCAAACCCCAGCUAAAAGAAGGAAAAGCCAAAACAUGGAGGAAAGAGAAGGAAAAUGCAAGUCGCAAGCAUGUUGUUAAGCUGUUGCAAUUGACUUACUGAGCACUGUUCUAUGCUUUGCUGACUUAGAAGUGCAUACUGAAACUUAAAUGGAUAAAAAGAUAUUUCAAUUAAUCGUGGGCUUGGAUCACAAGAAGCAGUGGGACUGUAAGCUGUUUGCCAGCCUCUGUGUAAACAGGAGAAUUGAAAUCGUUGCAUACAACUGACUUCACUGCACUUGGAGCAAGUGGAAAACUCAGUUAUUUUCUCUUUUCCCACAUCAGUGUACCUUCAUUAGCUCACUUGGCCAUUCUGUUCUGAAUGAACACAGCCUUUAAGGUCUCCCAGCUGUAACAGUAAUGAGUGUUAAAGUUCUUUUCAUGAACUAAAUAAUUGUAGAGGGCUGUCUUUUGCCUAUACCAUAGGCAUUCUCUUCCCUGAUUUUAACACAGAAAGAAUUUGCAGCUGGACCUGUUCUGGUGCAACACUGUAUGACAAAUUAAACGUGGACAAGACCAUGAAUCUAUUGAAGCUGCAGAUCGGAAUAAACCAUUUAAUAUGCAUUUACUGUGUUACAAAACUUUAAAUAAUCAGGAAGAUGUUACAAGUGUGGAUGAACUUGCCAGAGCCAUCAAUCAUCUUCACAUUAUGCUGCGGAUCUGCUUGGCUGUUUUGGCCUCAGUUGCAUCCUAGGAGUUCAGGAAUUACAGGGUAAACGUGUAUGUAGAGCUCCUACAGCAAUGAUGUUCCCAAUUAUUAACUUGCUUUCUUUUUUUAAUGGCUCUUGUACACCAGUCCCUAUGAAUUGUGAAAGCCAAAAUCUUGAAAGAAAGGCAAAAAUAUGUCUGCAGUCUGUAAACCAGAUGAUUACUGCUGGGUUUGUAAUUUUGUACUCUUAAAUGUCAUUCAUAUGCACAAUACUUAGGCAGAUAUUUGCAUAGCUUUUUACAUAUUAAGAACGUUUGCGAAACAAAGUAGCAUUGGUAAAUUGUAUUUUAUCCCAUUAAUAAUCAGAAGGAGUUAAACAUCUGAAUUUUGUAGAAAAACUUCAAAAUACCUCAAGCCCAUCCUUUGUAAUGGCAGCAUAUGAACCAGAAGAGGCAACACACGAAGGGAAUUAUUUCAGCAGAUUGCACACAAGCUUCCACUAAGCACAGCUUUGCAAAAUGAUUGCAUAGAAGAAUAUGGGAGAAAAGCUUGGUUCAAAAAUCAAACAAAGGUUAAAAGAUGAAAGACAGAAACCCGGAGGUUCCAGAGAAGACUUACAUUUCUGACAACCAGGAACUGAAGUUUGCUUUAUAUACUGCCUGGGAAACCUGCUGCCAAACACUACCUGAAGAUGAAAAGAUGCAGGACAGAAAAACAAGAUCAUAACCAUAAACAACUACUGACCAGAGCCAUGAUAAAACUGGUGCUUCUUUCCACAGGAAAUUGUACUCUUUGACAUUUAUUUUUGUUGCCAGUCAGAAGCACAACAAGUCUUUAAAUUUACGAGGAAUAAAAUAUAAAUUUGGCAGAUGGAUAGACAAACACUCAGAAGUUUCUAAACAAGACAGGACUUCUUGUUGGAAUAUAUCAUCCCAAUACCGAUAUGACCUUUUU